Messenger RNA from Lepidothrix coronata (blue-crowned manakin), 1286 nucleotides. RefSeq names its product neuropathy target esterase-like. The record is from RefSeq and is a predicted model, not a curated record. The transcript has 12 exons. The annotation marks the transcript as partial. Gene Ontology annotation, cellular component: cytosol. Gene Ontology annotation, molecular function: DNA-binding transcription factor activity. NCBI's taxonomy places the organism in Eukaryota, Metazoa, Chordata, Aves, Passeriformes, Pipridae.
GUGUCACUGGGGUGUCACCUGGGUGUCCCCGUGUCACAAAGUGUCCCUUUUUGUCCCUUUUUGUCCCUUUUUGUCCCUUUGUGCCCCGUUUUGGCAGGACUUUGGAUGGGCAGAGCCCCCCCCGGCCAUGGGGCAGAGCGAGUCGGAGCCACAGGACGAGGCCGAGGACGGGCCCCUGAGGGCGGUGCUGCCGCGGUUCUUGACCGACCGACUCCCGACCAGCGCGGUGCUGGGGGCCAUCCUGGGCCUCGGCCUCACCGUCGUCGUCGUCGUCACGGCCGUCGUGGCCCUGCUGCACCGGCUGCGCCUUAAGGAGGUGCCCACCCAGGAGACCCCCCGGUACCGCUUCCGCAAGAGGGACAAGAUGCUCUUCUACGGCCGCAAGAUCAUGCGCAAGGUGUCCCAGUCCACGUCGUCCCUGGUGGACACCACCAUCUCCAGCACCUCCCGGCCCCGCAUGAAGAAGAAGCUGAAGAUGCUCAACAUCGCCAAGAAGCUGCUGCGCAUCCGGAAGGAGCAGCCGACGCUGCAGCUGAAGGAGCCGCCGCCGGCGGUGCUGGAGGCCGACCUGACCGAGUUCGACGUGGCCAAUUCCCACCUGCCCUCCGAGGUCCUCUACAUGCUCAAGAACGUCCGGGUGCUGGGGCACUUUGAGAAGCCGCUGUUCCUGGAGCUGUGCAAGCACAUGGUGUUCCAGCAGUGCCAGCAGGGCGAGUACGUGUUCCGGCCCGGCCAGCCCGACACCAGCAUCUACGUCCUGCAGGACGGCAAACUGGAGCUGCUGCUCACCGAGCCGGACGGGAAGGAGACGGUGAUGAAGGAGGUGUUCCCUGGGGACAGUGUCCACAGCCUGCUCAGCAUCCUCGAUGUCAUCACGGGCCACCAGCGGCCGUACCGCACAGUGUGCGCCCGCGCCGCCGAGGACUCCACCAUCCUGCGCCUGCCGGUCGAGGCCUUCUCCGCCAUCUUCGAGAAGUACCCCGAGAGCUUGGUGCGGGUGGUGCAGAUCAUCAUGGUGCGACUGCAGCGCGUCACCUUCCUGGCCCUGCACAACUACCUGGGCUUGACCAACGAGCUCUUCAGCCACGACAUGCAGCCCCUGAGGCUCUUCCCCCAGCCCGGCCACCCCGCCCGCACCAGCCCCGUCCGGCACAGCAAGAGGGGCCUGGGCAGCGCCGAGGAGGGCCGGGAGCAGGCCGAGCUGCUGAAAAGUGUGGGAUUGGAGACCCCGGUGCCGCCGCCGCCGCCCCUGAGCCGCUGCAUCUCCAUGCCCGUGGAUAUCUCUG